AUGGAGGGCCUGAAAUCAACAAUGAAGAACAUGGAAAAGCAAAUAGGGCAAAUCGCCCAAUCCAUGUCCACGAUGGCCAAGGGUGGAUUUCCGAGCAAUACCGAAGUCAAUCCAAAAGAAAGCUACGAGUCACCAAGGCCAGCUGUAAAACCGACCCCGGUCGAGCCGGAAAUCACCAUUUCAGGGAGUGGUACAAAAGAGGCUAGUAAGCCCAAUAACAUUUCUUUUCCUGAUAAUCCCCCUCUUAUGAUAACUCCUAUUCCUUUUCCGGAAAGACAGAAGAAGAAGAAGUUCAAGGAUCAAUUGAAGAAGUUCAUUGAAAAGAUCAAACAGAUUCGAAUCAACAUCCCUUUUGCAGAAGCCUUGGAGGUAAUGCCAAACUACACCAAGUUCAUGAAGGAAGUCCUAUCCAAGAGAAUUCGGAUCGAAGAAGACAUACCAGUGACACUCAUGGCAACUUGCAGUGCCAUUCUUCAGUCGAAUCUACCACCGAAAAUGAAAGAUCCAGGGAGUUACACUAUUCCUUGUAUUAUUGGAAAUUCUACUUUCGAUAAAGCUUUAUGUGAUUUGGGGGCAAGUAUUAAUUUGAUGCCUAUGUCUGUGUUUCUAAAAUUGGGCUUAGGAAAUUUGAACCGCACUCGCAUGACUUUACAACUAGCUGAUCGUUCAUUGAAAUAUCCCGAUGGGAUUGUAGAAGAUGUGCUAGUUAAAGUAGAUAAAUUCAUUUUGCCUGUUGAUUUUGUGGUACUUGAAAUGCCUGAAGAUGAUGAAGCACCAAUCAUUUUAGGUCGUCCAUUCUUAGCCACUGGUAAGGCGAUGAUAGAUAUGGAAUUAGGAUCUUUAAUGCUUAGGGUAAAUGGGGAAGAAGUUGUUUUUAAUUUGACAGAUGCAUUUAAACACUCUGAGCAUGUUGAGCAUUGCAGUAGAAUAGACGUGAUCGAGGACUGUGUUUCCUCCUUUUUUGAUUUGUAUGAAUUAUGUGAUUCUGUUGAGCACUGCAUUGUUAAUUCUAUUGAUUUGCAUUCUGCCUCCCCUGAAACUCCUAUUGAAAAUGAUGUGCUUGAUUGUGUGUUGUUUCUUGAGUGUGCCGAGAUUUUAGGCGUAGACGAGGUAGGAAUUGUCCCCGAGAUACCAGUUAGUGUGAAAACGGCCCCCGUACUGGAAUUGAAACAAUUACCGGAUUAUCUUUGUUAUGCUUUUCUUGGAGCAGACAAGACUUAUCCGGUGAUUAUUUCUUCUAGUUUGAGCGAGGCCGAAACAAACACACUGCUGGAGGUCCUUAGAGAAUAUAGGUCGGCUAUAGGUUGGUCUAUUGAGGAUAUUAAGGGAAUUAGCCCGUCUAUUUUUCAACACAAAAUUCUAAUGGAAGACGUCUAUAAACCGAGAGUCCAACCUCAGAGGCGGUUAAACCCGUCAAUGAAAGAGAUAGUAAAAAAAGAAGUCUUAAAACUGUUAGGCGCUGGUAUGAUUUAUGCAAUUUCUGACAGUCCGUGGGUCAGUCCGGUGCAGGUUGUGCCAAAAAGGGGUGGGAUGACGGUUAUUGUGAAUGAUAAAAAUGAACUUAUUCCGUCUAGGACAGUCACUGGGUGGCGUGUAUGCUUCGAUUACCGAUUAUUGAAUGCAGCCACUAGAAAAGACCAUUUCCCCCUUCCCUUUAUCGAUCAGAUGCUAGACAGGCUAGGAGGUUUCGAGUAUUACUGUUUUCUUGAUGGUUAUUCGGGGUACAAUCAAAUUUCAAUCGCCCCGGAAGACCAAGAGAAAACUACUUUUACUUGCCCCUACGGUACUUUUGCAUUUCAUAGGAUGCCUUUCAGUUUGUGUAAUGCGCCUGCUACCUUUCAACGAUGUAUGAUGUCUAUUUUUCACGAUAUGGUAGAAGAAUUUCUUGAGGUGUUUAUGGAUGAUUUUUCUGUGUUUGGAUCGUCUUUCGAUCAUUGUGUGCACAAUCUAGAACUUGUUUUGAAAAGAUGUACAGAAAUGAACCUUGUAUUAAAUUGGGAAAAAUGUCAUUUUAUGGUUCGUGAAGGUAUUGUUCUAGGUCACAAGGUCUCAAAAAAGGGUCUUGAGGUGGACAUGGCAAAAAUCGAAACGAUUGAAAAAUUGCCUCCACCGAAGGAUGUCAAGGGGGUUAGAAGUUUUUUAGGGCAUGCUGGGUUUUACCGUAGAUUCAUUAAAGAUUUUUCGAAAAUUGUAAAACCAUUAUGUCAUUUGCUUGAGAAGGAAGCUGUCUUUGAUUUUGAUUAUGCUUGUUUGCAGGCUUUCACGUUUCUCAAGGAGAAGCUAACCCAAUCACCGAUUAUGAUUACUCCCAAUUGGGAGGAACCAUUCGAGAUCAUGUGCGAUGCGAGCGACUAUGCUGUAGGUGCAGUAUUGGGACAGAGGAGGGACAAAAUCUUCAAAGCCAUCUACUAUUCGAGUCGUACACUUGACCAAGCACAUAAGAACUAUUCAACGACCGAAAAGAAAAUGCUUGCUGUCGUUUAUGCCGUUGAUAAGUUCAGACCGUAUAUUUUGGGGUCUCAGGUGAUCAUUUACACCGACCACGCAGCUAUUCGAUACUUGUUUGCAAAGAAAGACGCCAAGUCCCGACUCAUCAGAUGGGUACUCCUACUCCAGGAGUUCAACUUGGAAAUCAGAGACAAAAAGGGGAGCGAGAAUGUAGUAGCAUAUCAUCUUUCCAGACUCAUACUAGAAGAAGUUCCAGCCGGGGGAAAUAUUCAGGAAUCAUUCCCAGACGAGCAACUGCUCGCCAUUAGUACUCACACUCCGUGGUAUGCUGAUGUGGCCAACUUCUUGGCCAGUGGAAUCAUUCCUGACGAUCUAUCUUAUCACCAAAAGAAAAAAAUUCCUUCACGACAGUCGUUUCUAUCUAUGGGACGAGCCGUUGCUUUUCAGAACCGGCCCCGAUCGUGUCAUCCGAAGAUGUGUUCCGGAAACAAAAGUACGUGA
Molecule: messenger RNA, 2949 nt
Organism: Erythranthe guttata (spotted monkey flower)
Lineage: Eukaryota; Viridiplantae; Streptophyta; Magnoliopsida; Lamiales; Phrymaceae
Source: RefSeq, a predicted model, not a curated record